AUGUUCGUCCGUGCCGUGGGCUUUCACCCUAAUGCUACGGUUUGGCUUCAGGGCACCCAGAAAUUCGACCUUAAGGACGACAGACUCAUAGAGAACGUCUUCGCUGACUUCGGCACUGCUGAGGACCAGCGCUAUAAUAGCACUAAAGUCCCCGUGAAGGCUGCAAAUGGGAAACGCUUCUACACUCAGGGCCUAAGCACCGUCAAUCUGACCACGCUCGGCAAGGACGGCCAGAUCAUCAGUUCUAUUAUCUUGAAGAACGUCUGGCACGCCGAGGACCUCGAGAAUUCCCUCAUAUCGUGUCGCACCAUAUUCCGCGACGAUAGCAUUGCCUGCACGCUCUCUGACUAUGCAACCCUUACAAAGGUUAGCUCCGGUGAGGUCGUGGGCUAUGGAGACGCCGACAAUGAUCUUUACUGGUUGCGAACUGAUUCGAAGCACCAAUUAGAGACCUUCUAUACUUCCGCAACCUUCACGACGUCCGCCACGGCUUCAGUGGUGCGAGCCAUGCCUAUAGAGGUUAAACCUAUCUCUAUAGACCUCGCACAUCGACGUUUCUGUUAUGCAGGCGAACAGCGCGUUCGCCGUAUGCCUGCCUUCGCGGAAGGCAUCAAAUUGAUCAAAGGCUCCGCCCUGAAGACUCUAUGUCCUCUAUGCCUCGCUGGCAAAGGUCACCAACUUCCGUAUGGCGACAAUAAAUCUAUCCGCGUCCGUCUAGGCGACUCUCUGCAUAUUGACGUCUGGGGACCUAUUUCCAUUGCCACUAAGGAAGGCGAGACCUAUUUUAUGUCUAUCACCGAUAAGGCGUCCCGUUUCUGCUGGAUCUUCCUUAUAAAGGCCCAUACAGACGUUAUUAAAUGCUACCAGGUCGUCGAAAGCUACCUUCUUACCUAG
Messenger RNA from Penicillium maclennaniae, 894 nucleotides. RefSeq lists its product as uncharacterized. The transcript has 2 exons. The record is from RefSeq and is a predicted model, not a curated record. The coding region runs from base 1 to 894 and encodes 297 amino acids. Gene Ontology annotation, molecular function: nucleic acid binding. NCBI's taxonomy places the organism in Eukaryota, Fungi, Ascomycota, Eurotiomycetes, Eurotiales, Aspergillaceae.